AUGACUCAUAUGUUUUUGCUGUACUGCUUAGUGUUUCUUGUGCCCACAGAGUCCUGCAGGACAUUAUGCCAGGAUGCCAGAAAAAGCAAAGAGAAGGUAUCUGCUGGAGCACAUGGUGCAUGCUAUGGUGUCUGUGUGGACAAUUCCAACUGCACUCAACCUUGCCCCCCUGACACUCCAGGAAAUAUGGGGUUUGUAUGUAGGCAAAAGAAAUGGUACAAGAUCACUGAUACCUGCCGGACUCUUACAGCCUCUAACAUCUUUGAGGAGGAUCUACCUACACUGGCAGCACCUCCAACAAGGAUAAAAAUAAAUGAAUAUGCCAAAUCUGAGGCCAUUGCAGAUAUGCUGUUGCAGAGAUGUCCGAGGGAUUUGUCCUGUGUCAUUACGAACAUUCAACGUUCUCCUCGGAUACCAGGCAACAUUGCUGUCAUUGUGCAGCUCCUACACAACAUAUCAACAGCAGAGCUACCGACAAAUGUGGAUGAAACAAAGAUGCAGAGUUACAGCAUCAUGGCCAACCACAUCCUUGACAGCAAAAGCAUCUCAAACUGGACUUUUAUCCCUGAAAAAAACAGCAGCUGUGUGCUGCUACACUCGGUCAAUACCUUUGCAAGAAGGCUACUUAUAAAUAAACAUCCUAUUGACAUACCGGAUGAAUUCAUUCAUACGAUGGGCACCAUCAUAUCUGGAGAUAACAAUGUAAAGAAUUUAACUUUCUCAAUGAGAGUUAAUGACACCUCCAGUAAUGUCACUGGGAGGGUGCUGAUCAGCAGAGAUGAAGUUCAGAAGAUACGUUUCCCUUCUCAGGUCAUCAGCAUUGCAUUUCCAACUCUUGGAGCCAUCUUAAAAGCCAGUAUUUUGGAAAAGGACACUGUGAAUGGGCUUGUCCUGUCUGUCAUUUUGCCCAAGGAACUUAAAAGAAUCUCAUUCCUUUUUGAAAAGAUCAAGAAUUCUGAGGGGAGGGGGACACAGUGUGUUGGCUGGCACUCCUUAGAGAGCAGAUGGGACCAGCAUGCUUGUCAGAUGAUUCAAGAAAACUCCCAGCAAGCUGUUUGCAAAUGUAGACCAAGCAGGGUGUUUACCUCAUUCUCCAUUCUUAUGGCACCACACACCUUGGAGAGUCCCAUCUUGGUUUACAUCACGUACAUAGGCCUGGGCAUUUCCAUCUGCAGCUUGAUCCUUUGCUUGUCCAUUGAGGCCUUGGUCUGGAGCCGAGUGACGAAGACAGAGAUCUCAUAUUUACGCCACCUGUGUAUUGCUAAUGUGGCAGCCACCUUGCUGAUGGCUGAUGUGUGGUUCGUUGUGGCUUCCUUUCUUAGUGGUCCAACAGCACACCACAAUGGAUGUGUGGCAGCAACAUUUUUUGUUCACUUAUUUUACCUUUCUGUGUUUUUCUGGAUGCUUGCUAAGGCACUUCUUAUCCUCUAUGGAAUCCUGAUUGUUUUCCAUACACUGCCCAAGUCAGUCCUGGUGGCGUCUCUCUUUUCAGUGGGCUAUGGAUGCCCUUUGGUCAUUGCUGUCAUCACAGUUGCUGCCACUGAGCCUGGCAAAGGCUACCUACGGCCUGAGGCCUGCUGGCUCAACUGGGACAUGACCAAGGCCCUCCUGGCCUUUGUGGUCCCAGCUGUGGUCAUUGUGGUAGUAAACCUGAUCACAGUGACAGUGGUGAUCGUCAAAACCCAGCGACCUGCCAUUGGUAGUUCCAUGUUCCAGGAGGUGAGAGCCAUUGUGAGAAUCAGUAAGAAUAUCGCCAUCCUCACACCACUGCUGGGUCUGACCUGGGGAUUCGGAAUAGCCACAGUCAUCGACGACACCUCCCUGGUCUUCCACAUUCUCUUCUCCUUGCUCAAUGCAUUCCAGGGCUUCUUCAUCUUGGUGUUUGGAACAAUCCUGGAUCCAAAGAUAAGAGAAGCUUUGAAGGAUCGAAUAACCUCUGCAAAAUGGAUCUCCAGAAUAUCAGAGAACCUUUCUUCCGAAUACUCCUGUCACCCCGCCAAAGGGCCGAGCUAACAAACCAGCCUACU
Molecule: messenger RNA, 2027 nt
Organism: Pteronotus mesoamericanus
Lineage: Eukaryota; Metazoa; Chordata; Mammalia; Chiroptera; Mormoopidae
Product: adhesion G-protein coupled receptor F2-like
Exons: 8
Coding region: 1-2013 (670 amino acids)
Biological process (GO): cell surface receptor signaling pathway; adenylate cyclase-activating G protein-coupled receptor signaling pathway
Cellular component (GO): membrane
Molecular function (GO): G protein-coupled receptor activity
Source: RefSeq, a predicted model, not a curated record